This is a messenger RNA of Hevea brasiliensis (rubber tree), 1826 nucleotides long. RefSeq names its product probable polygalacturonase. Gene Ontology annotation, biological process: carbohydrate metabolic process. Bases 298 to 1749 code for a protein of 483 amino acids. The record is from RefSeq and is a predicted model, not a curated record. The transcript is spliced from 6 exons. NCBI's taxonomy places the organism in Eukaryota, Viridiplantae, Streptophyta, Magnoliopsida, Malpighiales, Euphorbiaceae. Gene Ontology annotation, molecular function: polygalacturonase activity.
AUUUUGAUAUUAAACCAAAAUGGUAUUUUUCUAAUUUGAGAGUAUAUUAUCAAAAACAUGUCAUUCCGCAGAAAUUAUUACCUUAAUAUUGGCCUAAAUGAAUGUCUAAUUAGCCCACAGAAUACUCGAAACAUCCCUAUUUGAUAUCAAAAUCAAGAACUAUAUAUGCUAACUGAAUCUCACUUAUGGGGAUUUCUUUAUGAAUUUUCAAUCUAAGCAUACUCUCUCUAUAUAUUCUAUCUAUUUCUCCAGUAAAAAUAUUCUUCUUCACCUUCAUUUUCCACAAGCAGAAGGAACAUGUCUACCAAAUACCAUAUUGUUGAGGUCAUCUCAAUUAUUUUAAUAUUGGGAUCACUUGCUUCAAGGCUUGUUGAAUGCAGAAAUGUUAUUUCAGAUACCGUACGAUACCAAGCAAUUAAUUGUCGCAGGCACAGUGCAGUUUUGACAGAUUUUGGAGGGGUUGGUGAUGGAAAAACAUCUAAUACAAUUGCUUUUCAAUCAGCAAUUGCUAAUCUAAGCAACUAUGCAUCAGAUGGUGGAGCACAGCUUGUUGUACCACCUGGAAAAUGGUUAACUGGGAGCUUCAAUCUCACUAGUCAUUUCACUCUUUUUCUGCAUAAAGAUGCUGUUCUUCUUGCUUCUCAGGACGAGGCAGAAUGGCCUGUUCUUCCUCCAUUGCCAUCGUAUGGAAGAGGAAGAGAUGCACCUGGUGGAAGGUAUAGCAGUCUAAUUUUUGGUACAAACCUCACGGAUGUGGUGAUUACAGGUAAUAAUGGCACGAUCGAUGGGCAGGGUGCAACUUGGUGGGACAAGUUCCACAAGGGUCUGUUGAAUCUGACCAGACCUUAUCUUAUUGAAAUUUUGUACUCUCGUCUUAUUCAAAUAUCCAAUCUUACUUUAAUAAACUCCCCAUCAUGGAAUGUUCAUCCCACGUAUAGCAGUUAUGUUUUGGUCCAAGGGCUGACCAUUCUUGCACCAAUUGAUUCCCCUAACACAGAUGGGAUCAAUCCAGACUCGUGCAGAAACGCUAGAAUCCAAGAUUGCUACAUAGUUUCAGGGGACGACUGCAUUGCAGUUAAAAGUGGUUGGGAUCAAUAUGGAAUCAAAGUUGGAAUUCCUACAAAGCAUCUGGUGAUAAGAAGGAUAACCUGCAUUUCUCCUGACAGUGCAACCAUUGCUCUUGGCAGUGAAAUGUCCGGUGGAAUCCAGGACGUUAGAGCUGAAGAUAUCACAGCAAUCAACACUCAAUCCGGCGUCAGAAUCAAAACUGCAGUAGGAAGAGGAGCUUAUGUCAAAGACAUUUUUGUGAGAAGAAUGAACCUCACCGCAAUGAAGUAUGUUUUUUGGAUGACAGGCUCUUAUGGAUCACACCCAGAUCAAGGAUAUGAUCCAAAUGCACUGCCUAAUAUUACCCAAAUAAAUUACAGAGACGUUGUGGCUCAGAAUGUGACCUAUUCUGCGAGACUUGAUGGGAUUAAAAAUGAUCCUUUUACGGGUAUUUGCAUUUCUAGUGUAAAUAUAACAUUGACAGAGAAACCAAAGGAACUACAAUGGAAUUGCACUGAUAUAAAGGGCGUUACCAGUAAUGUGACUCCUGAGCCGUGUAAUUUGCUGCCUCCUGCGAAAAAUAAGAUCGAUUGUCCUUUUCCAGAAGCUAUACUUCCAAUUGAUUAUGUUCAGCUCAAAACCUGCUAUGCCGCCAGGCCGCAGCUGUUGGGUUCCAUGUUAAUUAUUAGGAGCAAUGAAUAAAAUUAAUUAUUUAGGUGACUAAUUUUUCUUUUUUUUUUUAAUCAAUAAUUAAUCGAUUUCGUUUUAAUUUUUAUAAU